UAAGCACCAAGUUUCACUGACGUGACGUCACGGCAUCGCGACCGUCAAAGGAAGAAGGCGAAGCACAAUGGCGGCAAGGUUACUCCUCCGUUCAGCCCUCAGGGUGGCCGUGAGCCGCCGGUCCGGUCCAGUCCCGACACUGAGCCGCAGCAUGGCUGCUGGAGGUAUUCCCACGGAUGAGGAGCAAGCCACCGGCCUGGAGAAGAUAGUCAUGAAGGCCAUGAAGGAAGGCUCGGACCCGUACAGCAUGAUGAAGCCAAAGGAGUACGCCGGUUCCAAAGCGGAUCCUCACCUGGUUCCCUCCAUUUCCAACAAGAGGAUUGUGGGAUGUGUGUGUGAGGAAGACAACACGGCCGUGGUGUGGUUCUGGCUCCACCAGGGCGAGGCCCAGCGCUGUCCGUCGUGCGGUUCCCAUUACCAACUGGUCCCACACCAGCUCCCCCACUAGACCCGGAACAAGAAGCACGUCUGCGUAUUUUGGGAACAUCCCGCUGAUUCCAUUAUCCUUCCUGUUUUUGACUCCCACAUUCUCUCUCUCUAUACUUGAUCAACCUGAUGACCUCAUCAUCAUCGUCGUCGUGAGUCUUUGCUGGCGUCCAGCAUGUCUUGCGUCCUCUGCAAUGUUCCACUCACUCCUCUUAUUCCAACAAUAAAGUCCCUUUGACUUCUUCGA
Messenger RNA from Doryrhamphus excisus (bluestripe pipefish), 673 nucleotides. RefSeq names its product cytochrome c oxidase subunit 5B, mitochondrial. NCBI's taxonomy places the organism in Eukaryota, Metazoa, Chordata, Actinopteri, Syngnathiformes, Syngnathidae. Gene Ontology annotation, cellular component: respiratory chain complex IV; mitochondrial envelope. The record is from RefSeq and is a predicted model, not a curated record. Gene Ontology annotation, biological process: mitochondrial electron transport, cytochrome c to oxygen.